AUGAAUACAACAGUUCCAGCCUGGAUAACCAGAGCCAUAAAACUGAUUACAAUUGUGACCAGUUCUUUAAAUCUUCAGAAUGUGACCCGGAUCCUAUUCUGGCUGACUAUUCUCAUUGCCUUCUUUGGGAUUGCAGUAAAUGCAGUUGUGGUCUGGCUCCUGGGUUUCCACAUACACAGAACCCCCUUCUCUGUCUACCUCCUCAACCUGGCUAUAGCAGACUUUCUUUUCCUUUGUUGCUAUGUUAUAGUGAUUCUGCACCCUUUAAUCAACAUCUUCCAUUUUAUGCUCACCCAGAUGUUCAAAUUUUUUAUCAUUAUUGGGAUCUUUGCCUACAUUGCAAGCCUGAGCAUGCUCAGUGCUAUUAGCAUUGAGCGCUGCCUGUCUGUCCUGUUCCCCAUCUGGCACCACUGCCGCUGCCCAAGACAUACAUCAACUAUAAUGUGUGCCCUGCUGUGGGCCCUGACACUACUGCUGAGCUUCUUGGAUGGGAGUCACUGUGGUUUCCUGCUUAUGGAGAUGAAUGUUGCUUUGUGUCAGACAUCUGAGUUCAUCCUUUCUACAUGGCUGCUAGUUUUAUUUGUGGUUCUUUUUGGGUCCAGCUUGGCCUUGCUGGUCAGGAUCCUCUGUGGCUCCAGGAGGAAGUUUGUGACCAGGCUGUAUAUGACCACUGGGCUCACAGUGUUGGCCUUUCUCCUUGGUGACCUACCCUUUGGCCUCCAAAAUUUAUUAAURUCAUUGUUUCACAUUGAUUUAGAUAUAUCAUCUGGGUAUGCCUUUGUAGUAUCAUAUACCUUAUCCUCCAUUAACAGAUGCACCAACCCCAUUAUUUACUUCUUUGUUGGCUCCUUUAGGCAUCAGUUUCAAGGACRGCAGAACCUCAAGCUGAUUCUUCAGAGAGCUCUGCAGGACACACCGGAGGAUGAUCAGUGUGUAGAUCCUCCUUCUCGGCAAGCCUUACAGAUGUCUGGAAGGACAGUGGGACACUAA
Messenger RNA from Urocitellus parryii (Arctic ground squirrel), 990 nucleotides. RefSeq names its product mas-related G-protein coupled receptor member X2-like. Lineage: Eukaryota; Metazoa; Chordata; Mammalia; Rodentia; Sciuridae. Gene Ontology annotation, cellular component: plasma membrane. Gene Ontology annotation, molecular function: G protein-coupled receptor activity. The record is from RefSeq and is a predicted model, not a curated record. Gene Ontology annotation, biological process: G protein-coupled receptor signaling pathway.